GGACACAAAUGAAAGGAGAACACCAGAUGUGUGCGUAUGUUGUGUCUGCAGUCAUUACGCUGAAGCUGACGACGUGUGGAUGCCGUCGUAUUGGCCGGCGUCUUGGAAUGGGGAGCCGCCGCCGAGCAUCUCCCCGCCGCCCACAAGUGGGGUGGGGGCGGGCAUGUCAAACGAACUCUGAUCAAGCAUGACCAUGAUGCAUACACAUACAAGCCGUGAGUGUGCGUCUGUGUCUGUGUCUGUGGUUUGGCCGUGUGGGGGUGUGUGUUGGCUGCCUGUGGGCCGAACUUGACAUUGCACGACGAUUGCGAGCCAGCUGACGUACACACACGCACAAACACACACAGAGAGAGAGAGAGGGAGGGAGGGAGGGAGAGAGAGAAGGGGAGAGGGGGGACGACCAGGGGACAAAUACGUGUGUGUCUGCUGCGCUUGGUGUGUGUGCUGCAUGUGCUACAUUUGCGGUAGUGGUAGUGGUCUUGAGUAUGGAGUCAGGGACGAGCUCAAUGAGGUCGCGAUGGAUGCAAACAUUGCCCUGAGCAGACACGCAGGCAAACAGGCAAGUGAUGCGGCGGCCGGAUCGUCAUCUGGUGCGCGGGAGAAGAGCUCACUGUGAUGCGAUCGAAGCCCGUCUGCCACGACCCGCGGAGAUGAUAGUUCCUGAACGAGUUCAUUCAUGGGCGUGUAAAUGGACACAUUCAUGGCGCCCGACAUCAUGCGGCUCGCUCACCUCGGCUCUGCACCAUUCACACACACGUAGACAGAGGGAGAGAGAGAGAGGGAGACACGUAUGUGGUUUGGUGUGGAUAUGUGUGUGUGGUGUGUCGCACCCACCGGGCUCGGCCUUGACUUCGGUGAGUUUGUCUUUGGUGCUCAGCUUCCUCCCAUCGCCGUAGACUGACACAACACAACACGCCAGUCCCGUGUUUGCCGUCCCCCAUCUCCACCCACUUAACUUACUACGCGUCAGGUUCGGGCACGAGUGGCUCAUCAUCGAGUUGCAGAACACACCGCCUGCGGCACACACAAACGAAUGCGGCCAACGUGGUGCGUUCAUUUACUUAUCAGAAAGCCCCCCGCUCCCCCACCCACCUUUGCGGCACUCGUAUGGAUUGCCGAGUGCAGGUGAGACGGCCCGUUUCGUGCUGGUGCUCCUCUUGAGCUCGCCUGCACGCGUCAUUCAAGACAGCAGGGGUGUUCUGCGUCCCCCUGUGCGUGUGAAUAUGCCAUGUUGAUGUACCGAGACCUGUCAGAUUGUUGUGCGAUGUCGGGUCUCCAUACGAGGACACUAACAGAGGUGACAUCCCUGUGUUCAACCAAAACCAAAGCCACAUUCGUCUGUGGUGUGUGUGUGUGUGUGUGUUGUCGGUUCCGCCUCUCACUGAGCAGAGAUGUGUCAGCGUAGAUGCCACCGAAUAGGCCUGACAUACCGACGACCAGCCACACACACAUCGAUCCAUUCAUCCAUCCAUCCAUCCAUGUGUGUAGUGUGUUGGGUUGCCUGUGUGCGAUGAGCCGCCACCAUACGACGAUGACGUGACUGAAAGACAGAGAGGUGACACCCAUCCAUUCCAUUAGACUUCCAUUAGUCCAUCCAUCACUUUGGCUGCUGGCAUCUGUGUGUGUGUGUGUGUGAGGUGCUGGUACAGUACUGAUGGCUCACCGAUUUUUCCUCUGAUCAUCAGUGUUCUGUAGAGCUCGCCGACGGCGUCGAAGUGGAUCUCCUGGGUCUGGUCGCGGCUCCCCAUCCAAUCGGCGAUGGCCGUCAAGGCCUUCUCCAUGGCCGACUACCAAGCGAAAUGCCAAGAGAGACACAUAUGUGCGUGUGCGGUACGGUGCGGUGCGAUGUGGUGGGGAUGCACUCACCUUCGUGUCGAACUUGAGCUGGAGUUUUGGGAUGCUUUUGGGCUUAGUGUCCAGAGUGAGAACUCUGCAAGCAUGUCAACAUCCAUCCAUCAACGAGUGUGUGGCUCCCCCCCUCCCUCCCUCCCUCCCUCCCUCCCUCCCAUCUGUUCGUUGUCUGUGUAUUACUUGAAGCUUUCGUCGUACAGCAAGUUGGUGAUCUUUGAGAACUUGAACUCGAAGUUGGCUGCGAGAAGGAACGGGCAUGUGAGUGCGGUUGGUAGGUCAUGUGCCCAGCCUACCAAUGUGUUGGCGUUCCGUACUCUGGAUCUCGUAUGCGUAGAAGACGAAUCUGUCGUCGCACACUUCGAAGAUCCCCUGCAGUGCAUUGCAAGGACAUGCACACACAAAGGCAUGAGUACACGCAUGGCUGCAUGUGAGGCUGUCUUCUCCACUUUCCUCACCUCCGUCCAUUUGUCGAGUACGGUGAGGCCCUUGCCCCACUUGCCCCCAAUCUCCCGACCAGUGCAAGCGCUGCAGACAAGGGCAAAGGUCAACGAUGGGUGCGUGUCGUGUGUGCAUCGGGGACUUAUCAAAAUUUGCCUACAAGAAGGUCUCCUUCUCCGGCUUGACUGACACAUACAACGAGGAACACACCCUCAUCCCACGCUGUAUGUAGUUCUCCUGGUCUAUACGUACGUUUCUGUCCCGUCUUGACGCCCAUACUGUCAGAGCAGGGCAUCGACAUGCCAACAGCAGCACCUGCAGGUAAGGAACUAGCAACCAUCACGCACGUAGCCAUGGCGCCUUUCCUGUUGCAUCGUUACUCACCGUCACGAGUCUCCUCUUCCACCGAAUCCAACGCUGACAAGUCCAAACAAACCACCACGCGCACACACACACACACACACACACAGAUCCCCAUCCACACACACACCAUCAUGCCUUGUUGUGUCUUCCCCGCCCAUCCGCACCGCGAGUUUUGCCCUCCGAGUCGGCCUUCGGCUCUGCGGUCACGUGCUCUCUCUGGAGCCCCUCCUCGAGGCCCGUGCCUACAUCGAUGAUGAGAGCUCCAUCCAUCCAUCCAUCCUCAUUUGCAAAGGCCGCCUCCUCAUCCAUCCACCCUCCAACCCACCCACCAGCCAUGCAUUCAUAUCCCACCCGUCAUGCUCUCACCCUUGGACGGAUCAGCCGGGGAGGUCAUCCAGGCGGUGUCAACAGACGAGAGAGAUGCCAGGCCUUGAGAAGACGAGAUGUGAUGGCUCGUGAGAAGAUCGUGAGAAUUUCUGCCUUCUCCCGAAGAACGCUUUUGAACCGAAGAACGCU
Molecule: messenger RNA, 3168 nt
Organism: Vitrella brassicaformis
Lineage: Eukaryota; Vitrellaceae
Source: the annotation of a GenBank genome assembly